Molecule: messenger RNA, 1518 nt
Organism: Rotaria sp. Silwood2
Lineage: Eukaryota; Metazoa; Rotifera; Eurotatoria; Philodinida; Philodinidae
Source: the annotation of a GenBank genome assembly
AUGCAUGACACCAACGUUCAAUCUUGCGAAUAUGCUGUUGAUAUUCAUGGACUUCAGCCUAAUAAAGUCUACUAUUGGAAAGUAAUUGUUGGAGACUCUUGGGAUGUCAAUUGGGGAUGUGUAGGAAGAGGAGGACCAAAUUGUAUGUUCUCAACGCCGACUGGUUCUAUUCGUCUGAAGAUUGUAGGCUCUUUUGCAUAUCCUCUAACUGCCGAGGUCAUUGGCACGUCAACCAUUUCUACUACUACUUCUCCUGGUCAACCACCGAGUUCUAAAUCCGAGAAGAAAGUAUUUGCUCAUUAUAUGGUUGGCUUUGCCUAUCCAUCAGAUCAAAACUUCUUCGACGCUCAAAUUAAGAGAGCAAGAGCAGCCGGUAUCGAUGGAUUUGCACUUAAUGUUGGCAUUGAUGACUGGCAACCCGAUCGUGUAGCUAAGGCUCUUGCUGCUGCCAAGAACAAUGGUGAUUUUACGAUGUUUAUCUCAUUUGAUAUGUCGUCGCUUACCUUUAACAAUGGAGUCCUUAGCCGUUUCCAUUUUGCUGCUAGUCACUCUAACUAUUUCAAAGUGAACGGUAGACCUUUCUAUUCUACUUUUGCUGGUGAAAAUCAAGACAACUUCUGGGUCAAUUGGAAAGCUACGAGUGGAUUUAAUCCUUACUUUUGUCCCAGUUGGCCUAAUUAUCCAACUACUAAUCUGCUACAAUCACAUCCUGUUGCUGAUUGCAUAUUUACCUGGAAUGCUUGGCCUACUGGUAACUCUGGGCCUGGUAGUAAUUUCGACACGACCGGUGAUAGAAAUCUUCUUGCUAGUGCCAAAGCUACCGGCAAAACUUAUAUGGCUCCACUUGCUCCAUGGUUCUACACAUAUGUAUGGGGAAGCGGAUGGUAUAAGAACUGGAUCUAUGGUUCUGAAAGACUUUUACCAGAAAGAUGGCAACAAAUUGUUUCAUUACAACCUGAUUUUGUUCAAAUUAUUACUUGGAAUGACUACUCUGAAUCCUCCUACAUGUGUUCUGUUAGCAGUGACCUGCCUACUGGUAUGGCAGGCAUCAAUAGUAUGAUUAAUAGUCCACAAUCUAUGCGCCAUGACGCCUGGUUAGAACUCUCAAAACAUUAUAUUCAAUGGUACAAGAACAGUGUCAGACCUACUGUUACCAAUGAUCAAUUCUAUUGGUGGUAUCGCAUCCAUCCUAAGAAUAAUGUAAAUGGCGAUGUUCCUCAAUAUCGUAAUGAUGCUCAAGAUUGUGUUGCUGUUCACUCUAUCGUCAAGAGUGCCAAGCCUAGCGGAGGACAAUAUACGGUGGUAGUCGAUUUGAAUGGAUCCAAGACUAGCUACAAAAUUACUCAGCUUGAACAGACCGAAUGCAUUCCCUUCCCCACUAAUCCUGGCUAUGUAACAAUUUCUUUGAUCGGUCCUGACAAUACUGUAUGGUGGGCUGAAGGUAACAAUGCUCCUCAACAAAAGAGUGGCAAUAAUUUCAAUGCUUUUGCCAAUAGCCAUACUUUUCCAAGUCCCUAG